This is a messenger RNA of Colletotrichum abscissum, 1590 nucleotides long. RefSeq lists its product as uncharacterized. The transcript has 3 exons. NCBI's taxonomy places the organism in Eukaryota, Fungi, Ascomycota, Sordariomycetes, Glomerellales, Glomerellaceae. The coding region runs from base 1 to 1590 and encodes 529 amino acids. The record is from RefSeq and is a predicted model, not a curated record.
AUGAUCAGCUAUACGUCGGGCGAUUUCCAUAACUUUCCUGAUUUCAACCCCAACUUCAAUCAGUUCAAAAGUCUCGACACGGCCGAGAUCGCACACACCACACAGGCCUCGAUAUUACCCUCUGGGAUGGAUAAUAUCACGACGGCAACGACCGGAUCCUUCUCUCCCGGUAAUAUCCAGCUGCACCCGAAACGCUGGUCGCCUCGUACACCCUUACUUGACCAUCCUACGAAACUCGCCUCUCAGAGAGAGGCAAAUUCUUCGCUUGAAGACCUUUCCGUGGCUUCCGGCCUGGUUAGACGUACAACAGGACAACUCCGCCCAGUGAGUUCUCUUGCUAGUGACAGGAACAUAGUCGUUGCGGAUGAAGAGAUGAGCAAGAGCGGCGAACCCCGUCAAAGCUGUGAUGCUGAUGGCUUGACCAACGAUGAAAUCAGUAGCUCUCACGAUGAUACCCAUAGUGAGACCCGUACUACAGAGUUGGUGGUCCUAAGACCCGAAUCUACGUUUCAAGAUUCGGCGGAGAUGCCCGCAUCACAGAUCUUCUCCAGAAGCUAUCCCGCAAUGCCCGACUCCAUGGUUUGUCCGUCUUCCGCAACAAGCUCUGCCCCCAGUCUCUCAAUUGACGCUUCCGCCGUCCCGUUGGACAGGGUGGAAGACCCCGAAGCAGAGGUUGUCGCACUUCCUACUCCACCCUCCGAUCACGCCUCCGUCUCCCUGCAAGGUGGUGAUGCCAUCAUCAGUCGGGGAAAACGAGGUCGCGGGGCUAUCGAAGACGACUGCGAGAGCCAUGGCCUUCGCUCGUCUAAACGAAGGAGAUCACGAGAUGCUGGCAGCGAGACAGCAUCGCCGGCUCCACAAGCCAGGACUUUGCGCGCAUUGCCAUCUCGACAGAGGCAACGACCGCCAAUCAUGACUGAAACAACUUCACCUCUCCUUGGUCGUCGCUCUUUCGAAAAAACUGGCCUCAAAAGUUCCAACCGAGUACCCUCCCCUCCUGUUGCUACCUCAGUGGGUCUAUACCCAGUCGCAUGCCAUACGUGCGGCUUUUCUGCCGAACCUUUGCUGCGGAUGAGCGACACCGUCCAAGCUCUCGCUGGGAGUAUGACUGAUCUGUCUAACAGUCAAAAGGGAUUGGACAUUCUUCACUUGUUCGUUGGGCUCAUCAGGGACCAUGCCACCAAGCUUUCACACAACGCAACGAGCAGGAGCAAGAGCAGUUCCUGUGGCGUAAGGAACCAUGAUCACACAGUGGAGGCAGUCAUUGGGCCGUCAAACGCCGAGACAGUCAAAAACGACGAGAGCUCGGAUAACUCAGAUAAUGACAGCGAGGGCGCCAGUGGAAGCGAAAGCGAAAGUAGCAGCUCGGAUCUCAGCGUCAGCCCAGAAAUUCCCGGAAACAGGGCUGGAAUGACUAAGCGUCUACGUUGGACACAUUUGGACGAACUACGUCUCCGCGCAUGGAUUCAGGAGGAAAAGGAGUGGUCGUGGAUUGCUGGGAAACUGGAUAGAAGCGAGCAGGCUGUUCUUCAGCAUUGGAAGAUUAUGGUUAAGCAGGAGAAGAGGCCAGGAAAGAGGCAAAUGAGAUAG